This is a messenger RNA of Pestalotiopsis fici W106-1, 714 nucleotides long. RefSeq lists its product as uncharacterized. The coding region runs from base 1 to 714 and encodes 237 amino acids. The record is from RefSeq and is a predicted model, not a curated record. The transcript is spliced from 2 exons. Gene Ontology annotation, cellular component: plasma membrane; cell division site; growing cell tip. Lineage: Eukaryota; Fungi; Ascomycota; Sordariomycetes; Amphisphaeriales; Sporocadaceae.
AUGAGAUCAUCGAUUAUUGCCAAGCACCUGGCCAACGUGGCUCUCGUAGUCUCGUUGGCUCUGCUCGGCCUGGUCGAUUUCACGGCCCCAACCUUUGUGCGCCUCGCCAUCUUCACUGUCAGAACCACGGACCCUGCACUCUACAACGGGGCCUGGCCGACAGUAAGUUAUGGAACUUUUGGCUAUUGCGUCGAGGUCGGCGCCGACUUCACCACAACAAAAGGCAGGGCUCUCAAGCCGGGCUUUGCCAUUUGCACAAAACGCAGCGUCGGCUACGAUGCGUCCAGCGACGUGAAUGAUAUUUACGGGUACCGCGUGAGCCCCAUAGACGACGAGGUCGCGCACAAAACCUCGCAACUAACCAGCAUCCUCGUGCUGCUCCCCAUUGCCACCCUGGCGUGCGCCGGAGGCUUGGGUCUCGGGCUCUGGUCCCUUUGGCGGCCGAGCAUCAGAAAGACGGUGACUAUAGCCGUCAUUGCGUGUGUCACGUUUGCCAUGACGGUGGUGAGUACCGUUUGCGCAUUUACGGCAUUUCACGACAUCCAGUUGGCCCUCGGGGAGGAUGACGGCAUGACGACUGGUCAAUUCGAUUAUGGCAUGGCUGCUCUGGUGGCAGCCUCGGUCUUUCUGUUUCUAGGGACGGCACUGCCCAUCAUAAGCUCCAUUCUUGCGCGACGGGAAGAAGGAGUUCAGUACGGCGCCAUUGACAAGUAG